AUGUCAACGUUGACAAAAGAUGAGCAGGAGACGCUCCGGCUGCUGGUGCAGCACGUCGCGCGGGCAUUUUACGAGCCCAAGUACGUUGUGGUGCUCGACCAGCUCGUGCGUCAUCCGGUUCUCAAAGAUGACGAUCUCGCGGGUCGCAUGGGCUUGCAGCUCAAGGAGCUGAACAAAGUCAUGGCCGUGUUGGAUAAUGACAAACUUGUGCGGGUUCACCGCCAGAACGAGCUGAAGGAGGGCGCGCAGCGUUCGGUGGGAAAGCAGUAUUAUUACAUUGACUAUCAGCAUUUCUGCAACGUCGUGAAAUGGCGUAUGAAGAAGAUGCAGAAGAUCAUCGAUACGGGUCUACGGAACGAAUUGGAUAAUAAGGGAUACAUCUGUCCUCAAUGCCAGAAGACGUUCUCCCCGCUAGAAGUGGACAAACUUAUGGAUUUCACCUCAAACACCUUUGUCUGCGACAUCUGCCACGCAGAGGUGGUCGAGAACAAGAACUCGGAGAGCGUGCUUGGCAGCCAGGAUCGCAUGCAGCGGUUCAAUCGGCAGAUGCGGUUUAUAGUUGAAGGGCUCCGAAGGACGGAAGACAUGAUUCUCCCCGCGUUCGAUGUCGCGCUCUGGGUGAAGACACACAUCAUCGACGCAGAGAAGGCAAAGGCAGCCGCGCAGGGGGGCGGGCUGAAGAUCGCAGGGACGUCCGGAGACGCCAAACCGGAGGACGCGAUCGGAGUCGUCCUGUCCGUCGACAAGGACGACGCGACUCAGAGGCUGGAGCGCGACCUGGAGGCAGCGGCCAAGCGUCAGCAGAACCUGCUCCCGGCCUGGCAUCUCAAGAGCACCAUCACCGGCGACUUGACCGCGCUCGGAAUCAGGGAGAACGCGCGGACGGAGGAGGACGCGGCGGCGGCGAAUCGGCUCCCGAGCUCGAACGACGUGAUCUUGAAGGGCCUCGGAGUCGUUGGGGCUCACCGCCCCGUGGCGGAGGCUCCGAAGAAAGAAGAGAAGAAGCCUGCCGUGGUGCAGAUGCAGGAAGCGGACUACUACGACCGGUAUUACGCUUCCCUCGCCGCGUCUGCUGUGCCUUCUGGCCAGGACACGCCCGGUAGCGAUUUUGGAGACGAGGAGGAGGACGUGAAGCCGUCCAUUCAGUACUUGGACUCGCUGAACGAAUAUCGUAAGCGAUCGCGCUCGCACGAGGACGUGGACGGUGGCAGCGCGACGCCGAAACUUCAGCGGAUGAAUGGCCAUACGGAGAUGUCGGCCACUAAGGCGGCCGUGCAGGAGGCGCCAGUCGCCGUCAGCGGGCUGAGAGGUGAGAUUAAUGGGGUGAGCGGUGCAGGCGAUGAGGAUAUGGAAGCCGUCGAGGAUGUUGGCCCCGCGGAUGAUCCUCUUGUUUAUGUAAAUGGCCAGCCCGUGCCGUUCUCACAAGUGACGGAGGAGCACCAGGAGCUGAUGACCCCGGAGGAGUACACGAAGUACUUUGAGAUCUUCAGCGCACGAUCUUGA
Sparassis crispa is the source of this 1503-nucleotide messenger RNA. RefSeq lists its product as hypothetical. Gene Ontology annotation, biological process: transcription initiation at RNA polymerase II promoter; transcription open complex formation at RNA polymerase II promoter. The record is from RefSeq and is a predicted model, not a curated record. Gene Ontology annotation, cellular component: transcription factor TFIIE complex. Bases 1 to 1503 code for a protein of 500 amino acids. The transcript is spliced from 7 exons. Lineage: Eukaryota; Fungi; Basidiomycota; Agaricomycetes; Polyporales; Sparassidaceae.